UGACAAACGUCAUUAUAUAGUUUUUCGACUUAACCUAACUUUACAGGAAUCAGCAAUAACAACAUAGGAGGUACAACAUUAUUUUUAUGUGAUUACUAGCUUCGUCGUAAUAUUUUACUACGCUCAUUCAACUUAUGAUAGAUCAGGAGAGUAUUGUCAAAUAGUGCUCCAAAUAGAAAAUUGCACUUCAUCAUAGACGAGGAAUCUUUGUUCGCAACUAUUUAUAUAUUGAAGAAUCUUGAGAGAAGUUUCAUCAUACGAAGUGUAAUUGAUAAAAUAACAGACAUCUUAAUCAAUGUUUAAAGCGGCAGCAUUGAUAAGGAAAAACAUAGGAUGUAUGCAUCUGCCCUCAGUCAGCUAUAGGAACACUUUUAUUUCUUUACAAAAUAUGAGUACUGUAAUACAAAAUAAUCCAAUAGAACUUUCAAUUAGGAAGAAGUUAACAGAUUCUUUAAAUCCAUCUUAUGUUGAAAUAAUUAAUGAAUCUUAUAUGCAUAAUGUUCCUAAAGGAUCUGAAACACAUUUCAAAGUAAUUGUUGUGUCUGAUGUGUUCAAAGAUAAACCACUUCUCAAGCGCCAUCAAAUAAUAAAUAAGUUAUUGGAAGCAGAGUUAGAAGGUGGGGUGCAUGCAUUAUCAAUAGUAGCAAAAACAGCUGAGCAAUGGGAAGACAACAGUAAAAUAACUCCAAGUCCAGCUUGUAGGGGUGGUUUCGGAAAAUAAUUGCUUAAACUCUAAUAGUGAAAUUAUGUUCAUGCUCAAAUAAUGUGUAACACUCUAAAUUAAAUAUAUUCUUCAAUAUCAAAUUGACGAAUUCAAAUUAAUGUGUAUUGUAAAAGAUAUUUAAUCAAAAUCGAAUUAAAAAUAAAAAAGAAAUAAAAAGUACAUUAAUGUCAUAAAGCAAAA
Hylaeus anthracinus is the source of this 904-nucleotide messenger RNA. Its product is annotated as DNA-binding transcriptional regulator BolA. The record is from RefSeq and is a predicted model, not a curated record. Lineage: Eukaryota; Metazoa; Arthropoda; Insecta; Hymenoptera; Colletidae. The coding region runs from base 296 to 721 and encodes 141 amino acids. The transcript has 5 exons. Gene Ontology annotation, cellular component: mitochondrion.